CUUUUGACGAUUUAGUUAAAAAAUAUAUUAAUAAUUUAGCACCAAACAAAAAAGAAAAGGCCUUAAUAAAUAAAAAAAAAUUGCAACAAAUCAAGGAAGUUCUUCUUGAUCCUACAAAUACUAAAUUAUAUACUUCUGCAUUCUAUGAUUUGAUUCUUGAUACUUUAUCUACAAUCGAGCCUUCAAAUCAAGAUUCAAAUUUGGAUAAAAGUACUAAUACUGAUGACACUAUACCCAUAUUAGAAUCUUCAUAUCCAAGUUUGAAAAAUGAUAAUCCAACUUUAAUAGAUAAUUAUAAUUACAAUAAUAUGCCCGUAAUUGAAUCUAGUUUAAAUCAGAAUCUAGAAAUA
Racocetra persica is the source of this 350-nucleotide messenger RNA. Lineage: Eukaryota; Fungi; Glomeromycota; Glomeromycetes; Diversisporales; Gigasporaceae. The record is from the annotation of a GenBank genome assembly.